AUGUCUGUGGAGCGCACAUUGACACCUGAGCAGGAGGCACUUACCUGGCAGAGAUUCCGCACAGCAUUCUACUCCAAGUAUUUUUCCGCCAUGAGUGAGCUAGAGCGGAAAUUUCUCAAUCUGAAUCAAGAAACUAUGACUGUGGAUAAGUAUGAGGCCGAGUUUGACAGGCUAUCUCGGUUUGCUCCCACCCUCGUCAUGGAUGCAGAGUCCCGAAUGUGGAGAUUUGAAGAAGGAUUGAAGCCUCACUUACGUCGAGGUUUGGCCGCAGUGCACUCAGCAAACUAUGAUGACUUGGUAGAUAGGGCCAAGAAUAUGAAAAUUGUCUGGAAGGAAACACAAGAGUCAAAAGAUAGAAUACAAAAGAAGAGGAGCAGAGAUGAUGAUACUCAUAGUGGACAGAAUUCUAGCAAUACUGCAAAAUCUCAUAACCAAUCUUGCCAAUCAGGGAAGCAAGGAUCUUAUGGAAAGACUACUCAACAAGAGAAGCCUAAAUGCGGUCAGCGGGGUCAUAAGGUAGUUGAGUAUCCUCAACAGGACCUUCGAUCAGUUCAAAGGCCUCAAACUACAAGAACCCAGCAAGUGCAAGCUUCUCCUGCUCCAGCUCAGUCAGCUCAGCCUUCUUCUCCUAAGCAGCAGAAAGGAGGGAGACCACGCACACCAGGUUGUAUUUAUGUACUGACUCAGCAGGAUGCUCAGGCAUCCAACACUGUGAUGUCAGGUACAUUGCUAGUUGCUUCUGUUUAUGCUCAUACACUAUAUGAUUCUGGUGCUACGCGUUUCUUUGUGUCAUCUACAUUUAUGCGAAAACAUGACCUGCUUUGUGUGCCAUUAGAGUAUGAUUUGCAUGUUAGCACCCCCGCCGGGAAUGGGAUGAUCGGUAAUCAGGUCUGCAAAACUUGUCCAGCGCAGAUGGUAGGUAGAGACUUGCCUACUGAUUUGAUAGUUACAGAUAUGCAUGACUUUGGCAUAAUUCUCGUUAUGGACUAG
Molecule: messenger RNA, 990 nt
Organism: Phoenix dactylifera (date palm)
Lineage: Eukaryota; Viridiplantae; Streptophyta; Magnoliopsida; Arecales; Arecaceae
Source: RefSeq, a predicted model, not a curated record